ACAGCGACGGGCGGUUGUACGCGUGCGCGGGUUUGGAGUCUUCUCUGGCUGUGCAUGGUGGAAAAUGGCGGCGGCUCAUGCUGUGGAGGAGAUGCGGACUCGCGUGGUGCUGGGAGAGUUUGGGGUUCGCAAUGUCCACACCACUGACUUCCCCGGUAACUAUUCGGGUUAUGAUGAUGCUUGGGACCAGGACCGCUUCGAGAAGAAUUUCCGUGUGGACGUAGUACAUAUGGAUGAAAAUACAUUGGAAUUUGACAUGGUGGGAAUUGAUGCUGCCAUUGCUAAUGCUUUCCGGAGAAUUCUGUUAGCUGAGGUGCCAACAAUGGCUGUGGAAAAGGUUCUGGUGUAUAAUAACACAUCCAUUGUCCAGGAUGAGAUCCUUGCUCACCGCCUGGGGCUCAUCCCCAUUCUUGCUGAUCCUCGUCUUUUUGAAUAUCGGAACCAAGGCGAGGAAGAAGGAACAGAGAUAGACACACUGCAGUUUCGACUGCAGGUCAGGUGUACCAGGAAUCCCAGUGCUGCUAAGGAUUCCUCUGACCCCAAUGAACUCUACGUGAACCACAAAGUAUAUACCAGGCAUAUGACAUGGGUCCCCUUGGGAAACCAGGCUGAUGUCUUCCCGGAGGGCACAAUUCGCCCAGUGCAUGACGACAUCCUCAUUGCUCAGCUUCGGCCUGGUCAGGAGAUUGACCUAGUCAUGCACUGCGUCAAGGGCAUUGGCAAAGAUCAUGCCAAGUUCUCACCAGUGGCAACAGCCAGCUAUAGGCUCCUGCCAGACAUUACUCUGCUUGAACCUGUGGAAGGGGAGGCGGCUGAGGAACUGAGCCGGUGCUUUUCACCAGGCGUGAUUGAGGUGCAGGAGGUGCAAGGUAAAAAGUUGGCCAGAGUUGCCAAUGCUCGGUUGGAUACCUUCAGCAGAGAAAUCUUCCGGAAUGAGAAGCUGAAGAAGGCUGUGCGGCUUGCCCGUGUUCGGGACCAUUAUAUCUUUUCAGUCGAGUCAACUGGAGUUUUGCCACCAGAUGUGUUGGUGAGUGAAGCCAUCAAAAUACUGAUGGGGAAGUGCCAGCGGUUCUUGGACGAGCUGGAUGCGGUUCAGAUGGACUGAUGCUUCAUAGCAUUUCUGGGAUGGCCGUGCCAAGUGUGACUAGAUGUCCAAUUCCAGUCUUAUUUCCAGUCAAUACAUUUUAUUAAAUGUGCCACAGACUAAAGCUUAUGCCUUUGUAAGGCCUUUGAUGUAAAUAAAUAUCCUAGCAAAAAUG
Arvicola amphibius (Eurasian water vole) is the source of this 1259-nucleotide messenger RNA. It is a transcript of the gene Polr1c, whose product is annotated as RNA polymerase I and III subunit C. Lineage: Eukaryota; Metazoa; Chordata; Mammalia; Rodentia; Cricetidae. The record is from RefSeq and is a predicted model, not a curated record. Gene Ontology annotation, cellular component: RNA polymerase I complex; RNA polymerase III complex. Gene Ontology annotation, molecular function: DNA binding; protein dimerization activity. The transcript has 9 exons. Bases 65 to 1105 code for a protein of 346 amino acids. Gene Ontology annotation, biological process: DNA-templated transcription.